Molecule: messenger RNA, 1878 nt
Organism: Pseudomassariella vexata
Lineage: Eukaryota; Fungi; Ascomycota; Sordariomycetes; Amphisphaeriales; Pseudomassariaceae
Product: ferric reductase NAD binding domain-containing protein
Exons: 3
Coding region: 1-1878 (625 amino acids)
Biological process (GO): iron ion transport; intracellular iron ion homeostasis; copper ion import
Cellular component (GO): plasma membrane
Molecular function (GO): ferric-chelate reductase activity
Source: RefSeq, a predicted model, not a curated record
AUGCUACAAGUCAAGCAAUGCACUGAAAUUGCAACGGUAUGGUUGUGUAAUCUCCAAUCUCAAGUCAGGUCUUCUACCUAUCCAUACCAAGAUUUGACAACACCACAAGCCCAUUUCAUUCUCAAGCCAGUCGCAAUGAUGGAAUGGCCAUUUCACUUCCAGCCCGCCAAUCCCGCCAGCCCGGAUGUCAUCAGUCAAUAUGCACUCAUUGCACAAGUUAGCAGCUGUGUGCCUCUCAUAUUGCUGGCUGCAUGGUCUCGGCGUCGCAAUCUCCAUGACAUGUUCAACUUGAGUCCCAAAUGCAAAUAUCAAACAGUGCCAAAACAUGGGUAUUCAUCUUCCUCGUUACCACGCCGUAUAAUGCACACGGUAUUGUGGUGGCUUGGAUGCCGUGCUGGUCGGCUGGAUGGGACGGUGUUUCAAUGGUUCAUGGGUCUCUCCUGGGCCGUUUGGCUGUCUAUUAUCUGUCUCUGUAACACAAGUUCUGCCCUAUCCAUAGACUAUCUUCACCUGACAAAACGCAUCGGCGCUGUGGCAAGCUCGCAACUCCCAAUGACCGUUUUACUGGCGGUAAAGUCCAGUCAUUCCCCAGUCCAGAAGCUGCUAGGCAUCUCGGAAAGACAUCUGAACAUCUAUCAUCGCAUACUGGCUCGAAUCGCCAUUGCCUUGGCAUUGUGCCACGUCAUGCUCUAUCUCAACUUCUACGUCAAAUCCGGCCUUGUGUCGAAACGAAUUCGCGAUUCGGAUGUCCUCCUUGGGCUGGCAGGCACCUUCUCAUUGGCGGUUAUCGCUGUCACCAGCGCGCGCUUCGUGCGGUCCUGGAACUACCGCUUUUUCUUCCUGAACCACGUUGCCGGUGUCACUCUGGCGCUGAUAUUCAUCUUCUUUCACACCAACCAUGCUCGAUUAUUCGCUUCCGAGUCUCUCAUCAUAUAUCUUGUCAGCAUCGUGGCACGGAUCAGGUGCACAAAGACUUUGGCGGCCAAACUAGAGAUGACUCCCUCGUCGGACGUCGUAGUUACUCUGCAGCUCGAUGGUGACUCUCACUAUCUGCCGGACGCUUCACACGUCUAUAUCGGGAAGACCUCUGGAGGCAACUUCCUCCUUGCAUUCUUCAAAAACUACCUGCGGAGGAAUCCAUUCACCGUAUUCAGGGGUCCCGCGGAUAAGGACAUGCUCUUGCUCAUUCGACCGCAAAAAGGACAAACAUCGGUCCUUCGGUCGAUGGCUAAGACUUGUGACGUCGGACAAGAAUUCGAGCUUGUGGUAGAAGGACCAUACGGCCCAGCGGUCCAUUCCGCUCCCUCCCUCCCAUCUCACCUCCGUGCUUCCUAUGACAACUUGUUCCUGGUCGCUGCCGGGUCGGGAGCUUCAUUCAUCAUGCCCAUUUUCUCAAAAAUCGUGACGGAAUAUGAAGCUGCACCCGCAGAGACGCCGAGAUGUCGAAUCCAGUUGAUACUAGUAGUUAAAACUCGUACUGAGCUGGAUACCGUACUACGGCUCUUUUGCGACGAGAAGCUGACUAGAGAAGUCCCAACGCUCGAGGCCUCUCUCCACAACUUCAUGAAGAUUUUCCUGACCCAACCUUCGCAAAAUUCGACUCGAGGUGAAGAUGUCGAGUUGGGGGAUCUUGUACAAGACGAGGAUGCCGAUGACUUGAUUACAGUGGCGCCUGGGGAAUACAAGAACAUAGCAACUGGUCGGCCUAACUGGGAAGAAGUCGUGGAUGUCUUCUUCGAUGGCGGUGAUAUUCAAGGAUCGACGACAGCCGUUGUAUCCUGCGGCCCGGAAAUGUUGCAGGAGGCAGUCCGCAGUGCCUGUGCCCCUUGGGUACGGCGAGGGGCGGACAUCGAAUGGUACGAGGAAGGGUUUAGCUAG